AUGUCAAGCCCCGACUACUACAAGAUCUUGGGCAUCACCCAAGAUGCGACCCAACAACAGAUCCGCACUGCCUACAAGAGGGAAUCACUAAAGUCCCACCCGGAUCGAGUCCCCGCCGACUCCCCGGAGCGACCAGCCCGCACCAGGAAAUUCCAAGACAUCAACGACGCCUACUACACCUUAUCUGACUCCACACGUCGUCGCGACUAUGACUCCACUCGAGCCUUCGAGGCCGAGACCGAGACUGAAGCGGAGGAGGAGGUCCCGCACGGUGGAUUUUCCUGGUCUAACUUUGGCUUCGGUGGUAGUCGCGACGAUCGCGACAGCGACCAGUUCGGAUCGGUGUUUGAGGAGAUGCUGCGGGAGGAAGGUCUCGCCGAGGAGAAUGAUGGAGAGGGCGGCAGGAGAACACGCCCGACUGGGAGAUUCUGGGCUCUCGUUGGUGGUGUCAGUGGGGGCGCGAUGGGUUUCAUCGUUGGCAACUUCCCUGGUGCCGUUGCCGGUGCUGUCGCGGGCAACCGUCUUGGUGCUGUCAGAGAUGCAAAGGGGAAGAGUGUCUACGAGGUUUUCUUGGACCUCCCGACGCCCGACCGGACGAGGCUACUGAGUGAGCUGGCGGCGAAGGUCUUCCAGUCUACUAUGGGUCACUGA
Molecule: messenger RNA, 651 nt
Organism: Penicillium brevicompactum
Lineage: Eukaryota; Fungi; Ascomycota; Eurotiomycetes; Eurotiales; Aspergillaceae
Product: putative DnaJ chaperone (Caj1)
Exons: 4
Coding region: 1-651 (216 amino acids)
Source: RefSeq, a predicted model, not a curated record